This is a messenger RNA of Aspergillus costaricaensis CBS 115574, 2236 nucleotides long. RefSeq names its product RING-H2 finger protein. Bases 177 to 1838 code for a protein of 553 amino acids. The transcript is spliced from 4 exons. The record is from RefSeq and is a predicted model, not a curated record. NCBI's taxonomy places the organism in Eukaryota, Fungi, Ascomycota, Eurotiomycetes, Eurotiales, Aspergillaceae.
GUUGGGUGCCUCUUCGGCUGCCUCUGGGUCCCUCCUGGUUUCUUGGUCCUGGGCCGAUCCUCGUCCGUGGCUCAUGAUCUUCGUCCGUCCCCCAUAUCCUCCGCCGUCUCCGUAGGCCUCGUCACUGUGGGGAAAGUUCCAUCGCCGGCCAGCAUCAUCAACUGGGCGAUUCGCCGAUGGGUCCUCCCCGUUUCCAUCCUGCUUCACUCUUCUUUCCUUUCUUCUUUUUAUUCUCCUUCUUCCGUCGUUUUACGUCCUUUCCUGCUGCUUCUGCUGCUUCCUCCACCUGUUCGCUCCCCGCUCGCGUUAUCUUCCUGCUCGCCCUCUCGUCCCUCGGCUCUGCAGUGAACACGGCCGGUUGGACCGUGCGGCCCUCCAACAACUCUGGGGAUCUGUCGUGGACUGGUGGCCUCCGGUUCCUUUUGAAUAGCAGUCAGGUUCACUUGCCAACGUCCGUCCGUCUGGCCCCGUUGACCCAGGCUUUGGUGGAUCUCAAUCAGGCGGAACUUGCGCAAUAUCUGGUGUCCGGGACUUUGUUGGAUGUGGAUGCCACCAACUCUCUGUCAUUGAGCCGCAAGGAUAUUGCGGUGAUCAGUUGCGACCCAUCCGCCUAUCCCGGGAACUUGGAUGCCAGCUCCACGCUAGGCAACGUUCUCACCGCACAGCAGCAGGCUCUCGCUGUCAUCUUAUAUAGUGGCACCUCACUGCUCUGCAACUAUACGACGGAUGAACCAUCCGCCAACCGCUAUAUCAACGUCUUUACGCUCGUGAAUCCGACUUUGAAUCGGCAAGUCCAGUCUCAACUUGAAGCUCCAGGGAACGGAACGACGUAUAUCGGCACCAACAUGUCGUAUCUGGGGCCCACCACAACGACCCAGGACCAGACCGAUUCGUCCGGGAGUCCGAACACGGCGAUGAUCAUUCUGUAUAGUAUUACAGGCAUUAUCACUGCCCUCUUUUUAGCCAUUAUCAUCACCGGUGCGGUGCGUGCGCACCGCCAUCCGGAGCGCUAUGGGCCUCGGUAUACCGCGGGACGACCGCGACAAAGUCGAGCGCGAGGGAUAGCGCGAGCCAUGUUAGAUACGAUCCCGAUCGUCAAAUUCGGGGACAACAACCAACCCGACGGCAAGACGGUUGGCCCCAAGGGGGAUGUUGAGAUGGGUUCGGGGUUGGAGGUGCCGGCCAAUGAAGUAGAGGAACGAGAUGUGACCACGACAGCGGAGGUCACCUCCCCACACCAGCCACAGACGGAGGCGCCCCCGACUGAAUCGCAUGAAGAGAAACCCAGCGAUGCUCCUGCGGCGGAGACGACAACGGAUCACCCGAACUUCUCGUGCCCUAUUUGCACGGAUGACUUUGUUAAGGGGCAGGAUUUGCGCGUGCUGCCGUGUAACCAUCAAUUCCACCCCGAGUGUAUUGACCCGUGGCUGGUGAAUGUUUCUGGCACAUGCCCUCUCUGCCGCAUCGAUCUCAACCCCCCACAGCAAGAAGGCGAGGAGGAGCAAGAUCUGGGUGAUGGUCAGCCGGAGACGGCCGAGGGAACCGCCGAGGCAACGACUGAGAGUGGCCAUGGCCGCCACCGUCGCAUUAGCAACUACCUGCACGGUACAUUGAAUGCGCGCCGCAUGCGCGAUGCCAGCGUAGAAGAACGCCUUGCGGCGCUGCGGAGUGUGCGGGAAGAGGCCAACCGGGAGGAAGCAGCCGACGAAGCGGAUGAGCAGCGAAUGCGGCGACGCAGUCGACUGACGACGCGACUGCGCGAGAAGUUCCGGGUGCGCACGCGGGCGCAUGGAGAGGCGGUCGAAUCGUCAUCAUCGAAUGACGCACCGCCUGCCUGAUUUGCCUGAUUCUGCUCUGGAAUUGUUUUCCCCUUCUUCAUUUGCAUUACUUAUUUCUACGUGCAUGCUGGCGUGAUUCGGAGCAUUGAGUGUUCAUGUGCUAUAUUGAAGAUGCGAGAUGGGGAGGGUUAUGUAUGAAGCCGAUGGGAUGGAUAUAUAUGACCGGCCUGGCUGCCGGCGACUCCCCCUUCUGGUUUCUGUGACCUGGGAUAUAUGGGUUUAUGAUUUACAUGAUUGAUUGGAUUGAUGAUGGGGACACUAUCACAUCAUGAUGUUUGUUUAUAUGGCGAUAUUGGCGAAACAUGGCGUUUAGAAGUGAUAAGGUGAAUUUUGCACCGGGGGGAAAAUUGUGUAUAUAGGACCGAUGGUUUUACCUGGAAAUGACCAGUGAACAGGCA